AUGGAACAUCGCAAUCGCAGUAACACUCCCCAGGAGAUACAUCCCAAGUCGCAGGAAUGGAUUCUUGAUUCUAAUAGUGGACUUUACUGGAACAGCUUUCAUCGCGUCUGGGCCAAGUAUGAGGACGAAAAAUGGACGUACGCUGAUCAAGACGGAAACCUGGUCGAUAAUCCUGACGGCGGGGAUUCGAAACCCUCAUCGUCUUCUCAAAGAACUUUCGCAAAAUGCAGGACUGACAUAAAACCAUCCAACGGUCAAAGAGGAACGGUAGCCUACCAGGAUAUAUACGAAGAAGAGGAAGGCGAACUGGCCAGCGAGCAUCUCGAUCGCCGUCCAAGGCGUGAUGGGGUAUCGAAAGUGGCUACCCAGCAAGAAGAACGAGAUGAUCAAGAAGAAGGUGAACUCGAUAGCAUCGAAGAGGCCCUACUUGAUUUCCACGAUUCUAUACCGGCCCCUGAGCCACCUCGACCAUUCCCGAUCCGGCUCGUCGCCCUCCCUAAGGCGCGUACAUCGGCAGUCGACCCAGCUCGCAACCUCUUAAUCCUUCAACCCGGCGUGGACGAGCCAAUGAUUAUUGGAAGAGAUCGAACGUUCGAGCCUUCGCUCCGACUCAAAGAAAUGGAAGUCUCAAAAACACAUGCAACGCUCUUCUGGCGAGCCGACGGUGACCAUGCCUCUCAUGGCUGGCAUAUUGUCGAUAAUGCGAGUACCCACGGUACUUUCAUAUCCCCCUCGCACGCUCCUCCUCGUGUUACCCCGAAUCGGUUAUCAAAAGCCAGGAAAGCUAGUCUACCCCAGAAGCUCAAUCACCUCGAUACCAUAAUGGUCGCGUCAGCCGAGGAUCCUGUGCUUUCAUUUCAGGUUCAUUUGCAUCCAAGAUUCCCUUCUUCCUGUCAAGCAUGUGCCCUCUCUCCCGAUGAAUCCAACCGAAUGAGUCUCGAUUCACAACAGCUGGCUGCACAAGAGGUAUCAAAGGUAGCUCAGCCACGCGAAGAGGAGCGAUAUGCGAUGAACCCGGCCGAAGUAAAGGUCGAACGAGAACGAAAACGGAAGAUCGAGAUGGCCAAGCUGAGGAACCAAUUCUUCGGCGGCGACGCCGAGUCAGCCCCGAAGAAAUUGAAGAAGCCCGACUGUUCGGGCGCAUUCGUGAAUCAGGAAGCGGGUGACGAAGAGAGUCCUCCUCCCCAGGCGGAGCCGAAGCAGUAUCUGGACAGGGCCAAGUUACGUCGACAGACUCACGGUCGAUGUCAGCCAGCUCCGAAACAGAAGUCAAGCCAGUCACACGUGACAGCAGGACCCAGUCGAGUGUCCCAUGAGACCCAGGAACCAGAGUCAAUGAGACGCGGAGAAGCCAUGCUGGCCAAACUCGGCGGAACCUCGGAGUCGCUUAAAACGAUGGGCACACUCAUCGAGGCCCGGACGCUCGGAUCCUCUCAGGCUGGUUUGGGAAGCAGAGAACUCGUCAUAGGGGUCGAGAAUAUCGCUCGUCCUAAGGACUGGAGACAGGAGGCUAAAGAAGCUAACUGGAAACGCUAUGGAACUUCCAAAUAA
Molecule: messenger RNA, 1551 nt
Organism: Puccinia triticina
Lineage: Eukaryota; Fungi; Basidiomycota; Pucciniomycetes; Pucciniales; Pucciniaceae
Exons: 3
Coding region: 1-1551 (516 amino acids)
Molecular function (GO): protein binding
Source: RefSeq, a predicted model, not a curated record